Molecule: messenger RNA, 1098 nt
Organism: Capronia epimyces CBS 606.96
Lineage: Eukaryota; Fungi; Ascomycota; Eurotiomycetes; Chaetothyriales; Herpotrichiellaceae
Exons: 3
Coding region: 1-1098 (365 amino acids)
Molecular function (GO): dioxygenase activity
Source: RefSeq, a predicted model, not a curated record
AUGGGCAGCAUCGACAUCAACCAGAAUCACCCGGCCGUCCAAGUCGACAUCCCCAUCAUCGACAUCUCUGGUUAUCUGGCCGGGGAUCCAGACGCCAAACGAAAAGCAGCAGCCGAGUUCCGCCAGGCCUGUGAGAACCAGGGCUUCCUCCAAGUCGUGGGCCACUCGGUGCCCGAGGCAAUCCAACAGCGCUUUCUAGCCGGCAUCGCCAGCUUCUUUGCCCUCCCGCUGUCGCAGAAGGAGAAGGUAUCGCAGACCAAGUCGAAGUGUCAUCGAGGCUACGAGCGCGUCGGUGGCCAGAAGCUCGACGAGCUCGACGACUCCGCCACCCCGGACCAGAAGGAGGGCUUCUCCGUGCGGCGCGACAGACCGCUCGGUCGAUUCCUGCAGGGUCCCAACCAGUGGCCAGAGCCAGAGCCGGAGUCUAAGCCUGAGACGGAGACAGAAGAAACGAAAGCGGAAGCGGAACUCUCCAAGAUUCCCACAGCAACAAAAGUUUUCGACCAUGUUCAAUUCCAGGAGAGCUACAUGGCCUACUUUGACGCCGUGCAUGACCUGUCCAAGGCAGUCUUUCGGCUCUUGGCCCUGUCUCUGGAUCUAUCUGAGGAUCAUUUCGAUGCCUUUGCCGCCGACCCGGAUGGACUCUGCUUGUGCCGCGCUCACCACUAUCCCCCGACGCCGGUCGACGCUGCAGGCAGGACACGAGGCGUCGGCGCCCACACGGACUUUGGAGCCUUGACGCUGCUACUGCAGGAUGAGGUCGGCGGCCUGGAAGUCCUCCACAAACCCACCGGCACAUGGCACAACGUGCCGCCGAUCAAGGGAGCCUAUGUCUGCAACAUCGGCGAUCUGAUGCAGAUCUGGACCAACAAUCGAUACAAGUCAACCAUGCACCGCGUCAUCUCCCCGCUCAGCGGCAAGGACCGCUACAGCUGUGCGUUUUUCAACGACGGCGCCUUGGACACCGUCGUCGAGUGCCUGCCUACGUGCCGAGUGCCGGGCCAGAGGCCGGUCUACGAGCCGUUGAAGGUCGAAGCACAUCUCGUGCAGAGAUAUCUGCAGAGCUACGGGGCGGCCGGGACGGUGUUGGUGUCGUAG